Vigna radiata var. radiata (mung bean) is the source of this 1939-nucleotide messenger RNA. RefSeq names its product glucose-6-phosphate/phosphate translocator 1, chloroplastic. Gene Ontology annotation, molecular function: phosphoglycerate transmembrane transporter activity; antiporter activity; triose-phosphate transmembrane transporter activity. NCBI's taxonomy places the organism in Eukaryota, Viridiplantae, Streptophyta, Magnoliopsida, Fabales, Fabaceae. The record is from RefSeq and is a predicted model, not a curated record. Gene Ontology annotation, cellular component: membrane; Golgi apparatus. Gene Ontology annotation, biological process: transmembrane transport. The transcript has 6 exons. The coding region runs from base 378 to 1559 and encodes 393 amino acids.
UCAAAGCCAUCAUCAAGCCCGAGAGAGAAGGAAGGAAGUAAGAACACUGACCCUCGGUCACGUUUCCGCCACCAAACCCCACAAAUACAGUAUUUUUCUCAACUUUUUUUUUAUUAUUUAUACGCAACAACACCAUAAGCCAACAUCAUUUGACCAAAAACACAUUGCUUUUUUACAUUUUCCAAUUCAUUGGAAGGGUUUUGGUUUGACAUAAAUUAACCUUUCAAGAUCUCAGAGGGCAGAAGAUCAAAGCCUAGACACACUCUCAUAGAUAAAGAGUGUCUCUGAUUUGAUCUUUGUUUCUUUUCUCCUUGAAAAUUUUCAGCACCCCACAGGGUUCUGUCAGAAAAGUUUGAAUUUUGAGCCUGCCCUUUACAAUGAUUUCUUCCUUGAGACAGCCUGUUGUGGGGAUCAGUGGUUCUGAUCUUCUUUUGAGGCAAAGACAUGCAACCCCAGUUAAGGCACGGUCGUUUUUGCCUUCUUUGGCAAGGGAAAAGGGACAUGGAUCUCUGGUUUCAGUGCAUAAGCCACUGCACAUUGCUUCUUCUCUUGGUGGUGCAAAUUUCUCUUCAGUGAAGAGUGGUGGAAAGGGUGAUUUGGUGAAGUGCGAGGCCUAUGAGGCAGACAGAUCAGAGGUUGAGGCUACAAACACACCAUCAGAGGCUUCAAAGAAGGUGAAGAUUGGCAUAUAUUUUGCAACCUGGUGGGCUCUGAAUGUGGUGUUUAAUAUUUAUAACAAGAAGGUGUUGAAUGCCUACCCCUUCCCGUGGCUGACUUCAACUCUCUCACUUGCAUGUGGGUCUCUCAUGAUGUUGAUCUCUUGGGCCACUGGGAUUGCAGAAGCCCCCAAGACUGAUCCUGAGUUUUGGAAGUCUUUGUUUCCUGUUGCCGUUGCACAUACAAUAGGACAUGUGGCAGCAACUGUUAGUAUGUCAAAAGUUGCGGUAUCAUUUACACAUAUAAUCAAGAGUGGUGAGCCUGCUUUUAGUGUUCUGGUUUCAAGAUUUCUCUUGGGUGAGACUUUCCCCGUGCCAGUCUAUCUGUCUUUACUUCCGAUCAUUGGUGGAUGUGCACUUGCAGCCGUGACUGAACUCAAUUUCAACAUGACUGGUUUCAUGGGUGCUAUGAUAUCGAAUUUGGCAUUUGUAUUCCGUAAUAUAUUUUCAAAAAAGGGAAUGAAGGGAAAGUCUGUCAGUGGAAUGAAUUACUAUGCUUGUUUAUCUAUUUUGUCCCUUGCAAUUCUCACACCCUUUGCAAUUGCCGUGGAAGGACCACAGAUGUGGAUUGCCGGAUGGAAAACAUCGAUCUCUCAGAUUGGAAACCAACUCAUAUGGUGGGUAGCAGCUCAAAGUGUAUUCUAUCACUUAUACAAUCAAGUGUCAUACAUGUCUCUGGAUGAGAUCUCUCCCUUAACAUUUAGCAUUGGAAACACCAUGAAACGUAUAUCUGUCAUAGUGUCUUCGAUUAUUAUCUUCCACACUCCAGUUCAACCUGUUAAUGCUCUUGGUGCCGCUAUUGCUAUCCUUGGAACCUUCUUAUAUUCACAGGCAAAACAAUAGAUUUGGUGGACUAAGAUUCCUCUAUGGAUUUGUUUGUUACUGUUCUUCAUGCUCAACCAGGGACAAGAAAGUUAAAUUUGGAAUGUGUCACUGCUGGAUUUUUGCAAGAGUAUGCUCUGGCUGUCAGUCCAUCUGUAGAUAGAUAUAAUAAUAAGAAUGAUGCUGCUGAGGAAACAUUAUUAUAAUACAGAUUAUUGUUAUUAUUAGGUAGAGUUUUAUUUUUUUUUUUUCAAUUUCUGAAAUGCCUACGAUUUGAAAUAAAUGUUUUUGAGAAUAAUCUCUCAAAACAUUGUUUUCUGUAAGGAGCAUGCAAUAAUGUGAUGAAUUCCAUGAUGAAUUUUGAGUGUCAGAAUAUAUAAAUGUUUGAUGUUGUGAGUGAA